AUGCUGCGACAAUUGAGGCUUUUUAGUUUCGCCAAAAAUGCUUCUACGCUAUAUAAACGCCAUACAGGGUUACUGAGGAUGCGCUGUAACCCCUGUGAUGGUUGCAAAUAUUUUGCGUCACAGGCGUCUGCCUGUGUGUCCAAGCCAGUAGAUGCUCCAGUAUUCGACGAGAGAUUCGUAGACCCUUUCAAAAAAGGCAAACGUACUCAAGAAUAUGAAUUCGAACGUUUAGACGAUCUAAGUGCCCUUACCAAUGUCGUGGAUUCCGGUAUACAAUCUAUAGGAGGAGGAGGAGCCCCUGUAAAGAUGCUUGUCGUACCUCCAGAAGUCAUCCAGCAACUUACAGAACGAGCUUUUAUCGAGAUCAUGCACUUCCUUAGAACCGAACAUCUGAGCCAACUGAGAGCUAUCUUGGAUGAUGCUGAGGCCAGCAAUAACGAUAAAUUCGUUGCUAUGCAGCUAUUGAAAAACGCGUGUGUUGCUUCUGGAGGAGUGUUACCAGGAUGUCAGGAUACCGGUACAGCUAUAGUUGUUGGCAAACGUGGUAACAGGAUCUAUAGCGAGAAUGACGAAACCUCAAUUGCCAAAGGUGUAUAUGACGCAUAUGUAAAGAGGAAAUUCAGAUACAGCCAAAUGUCACCACUGACCAUGUUCGAAGAAGUUAGUACCAAGUGUAACUUACCAGCACAAAUCGAACUAUACUCUAAGGACGGAGAUUGUUAUGAGCUCCUUUUCAUUGCUAAAGGAGGCGGCUCGGCGAACAAAACUUUUCUAUACCAACAAACAAAAGCAGUGCUUAACCCGGACGUACUCGUCAACUUCCUUAUGGAUCAAAUAAAAACAAUAGGCACUUCAGCAUGCCCGCCGUAUCACCUGGCGGUUGUCAUAGGUGGAUUAUCAGCUGAAAUGACCUUGAAAACUGUUAAAAUGGCAAGCUGCAAGUACCUUGACGGGCUACCCACUACUGGUGACAAUUUUGGUACUGCAUUUCGUGACUUGAAGCUAGAAAAUGAAAUCCUCAAUAUCACAAGAACUCUGGGUAUUGGUGCGCAGUUUGGUGGCAAGUAUUUCUGUCACGAUGUUAGGGUCGUGCGUUUGCCAAGACAUGGAGCUUCAUGUCCAAUCGGUAAUUGGCAUCUACUAUUGAAGUUAUAUUCGUUCGUAGGUAUAGGUGUAUCUUGCUCAGCGGACCGGCAAAUCAUGGCUAGGAUCGAUUCCUCUGGUGUCUAUCUGGAAAAGCUCGAACAUGACCCAGCCCAAUUCUUACCGAAUAUUGAGGAGAACCACGACGAUAAGGAGAUACACGUAGAUCUUGAUGCAGGCAUGGAUAAAGUAUUGGAUCAGAUUAGGCAAUAUCCAACUAAACAACGCCUACUUCUUAGUGGAACUAUGAUAGUUGCCAGGGAUAUUGCACAUGCUAGAAUGAGCCAGAUACUUCAGGAAACUGGCGAUUUACCAUCAUAUGCCAAGGAAUAUCCCAUCUAUUAUGCUGGCCCUGCCAAGAAACCAGACGGUUUUGUAAGCGGAUCUUUCGGUCCUACGACCGCUGGUAGGAUGGACAGUUACGCUGCUAAGUUCAUGGAAAAGGGUGCCUCGCUCAUUACACUUGCCAAGGGUAAUCGUUCGCGCGCCUUUGCCAACGCGUGCAAAAAAUACGGAGGUGUAUACCUAGGAUCUGUGGGCGGCCCAGCCGCGCUAAUCGCAAAGCAAUGUAUCACUAGCGUCGAGGUUAUAGACUUCCCUGAGCUGGGAAUGGAGGCUGUACAUAAAAUCACGGUCAAGGACUUUCCAGCGUUCGUUAUAAUAAGACUACUUAAGUGGGAGGAGCUCGAGUACUUAGAAAAGGCUAUAAGUACAUUAAUGAACGACAGAAGGAAGGCUUCUGGUUUGAGACUCGCAACUAUCGAACGGGCGAUCAAAAACCUUGUUGAACAAUCGCAAAAUAUAGCCCAGACAUGUAUAACAUAUUAUAAAGAUGAAGAUGGACUUAGGAAGGAAGAGAUUAGGUAUCUCGCCGGUCAACAGGAGGGAGGGAGGACUGCUGCCUCAAAGGACGAUGACGGUCAACUGUGGACUAACUUCUAUAGUAAUCUCAAGAGUAUAAAGGACUACUAUAAACGCAAUGAAGGGUUAAAUGUGCCUGUAGAAUCGCGUACUGUAGAUGAAGUGCUGAAGGAGGCUAUGUCCAAGGUCAAUGUUGACCUAGAAUUCACUCCAGACGAAAACUAUGGUAAAUGUUUAGAUUUACAAGAACACUAUAGAAGGUUUGUAAACCUGCAAGAUCUGCGGAACUUCAGGGCAAAACUACACCAACAGCAAGAAAUACUACGAUUCAAUCGAAAGGGUAUUCAGGACAAGGAAGAAUUGGAGGCAAAUAUCACACCAUUCACCGAAAUAGAUUACGUUACAUACCUAAAUCGAUUCGAUCAAUUCACGGAUAUUCCUAGACAUUGCAAGUAUAGAGUAAAGGAAUAUUUCGAGUACCUUGAAAAACUUCUCGAGUACCUAGUAGGAUUCUUCCAAAGACAAAACCCCUUGGCUACCACAGAUACGCUCAAAAGAUCAAUAGAAGAUGGAUUCGAAACGGAAUGGACCGCUAACAGACCUGCGCAUUGGAAAGAUCAUACAGAGAAUAUGGAGCUCUAUUUAAAACCGGUAGACAGACUUUUUGCCUCAAGCGGGGUGUUGCAGUCAUUCCAGAAUGGGAAGAAAUAUAAAAAAAUUGUAGAAACAUUCUCGAAGAAAACAGCACAAGAAUUAGAGGAGCAUUCAAAGGCUAGCAGAGAUCAUGAUAAACAUCUAGCACUGAUGGAGUAUAUGAUACAACACUACAAGCAGUUGCUUUCGAACACUAUCGAGAAGACCAUCGAAUUCAUAGAGAAACGCGAAUCACGCAAUAGCAAGGAGCUGGAAGAAUCGCAAAGUCUCGCGCUAAAAAUAUUAGAUUCAGUUGGUGCAGACAAACAUCUCGAUAUCGACGACAUAUCCAGUGGAGAAGAGGAAGAGCAGCCUAUAUAUAACCCUUUGAAUCUGCCAUUAGGAUGGGAUGGGAAACCCAUUCCUUUUUGGUUAUACAAACUCCACGGCCUAGGCCAGGAGUUUAAAUGUGAAAUAUGUGGUAACUACUCUUAUUGGGGAAGGAAGGCGUUUGAGAAUCACUUCCAGGAGUGGCGGCAUUCAUUUGGAAUGAGGUGCCUCAAAAUACCAAACACUCCACAUUUUAAGGAAAUCACUAAAAUAGAAGAUGCAUUCGCUUUAUACGAAAAAUUGAGGAACCAAAAUGAAAAGAACACAUUCAAGGUUGCACAAGAGGUCGAGUGCGAGGACUCCGAGGGUAACGUCAUGAAUGCCAGAGCAUAUGAAGACUUGAGGAGGCAGGGUCUACUAUGA
This is a messenger RNA of Babesia sp. Xinjiang, 3390 nucleotides long. It is a transcript of the gene fumA, whose product is annotated as putative fumarate hydratase class I. Gene Ontology annotation, molecular function: hydro-lyase activity; RNA binding; zinc ion binding. Gene Ontology annotation, cellular component: nucleus; spliceosomal complex. The coding region runs from base 1 to 3390 and encodes 1129 amino acids. The transcript has 8 exons. Gene Ontology annotation, biological process: mRNA splicing, via spliceosome. The record is from RefSeq and is a predicted model, not a curated record. NCBI's taxonomy places the organism in Eukaryota, Apicomplexa, Aconoidasida, Piroplasmida, Babesiidae.